AUGGCAAGAUCGCGUCGCCUCGCCGUUCUUCUCGUAUCACUCAUACUCUCCCUCGCCUCGCCGUCCUCGGCUGUCGUAACGCUCAACCCCUCGCAAGCGGCGGUGCUGGCGGAGUGUCAGAGGCACUGGCAGGCGCAGCUGCGCGGAUGGAGCAAGGGGGGGGACUGCGCGCAGGUGGAGGGCGUGCGCUGCAAUGCGACAGGCUUCAUCGUCUCCCUGGAAGUGAGUGGCAAGCAGUUGGAGGGACCCAUUCCAGAUGCCAUUGGGAACCUCACCACACUCACCGAACUGCAACUUUCAAGCACCAAGCUCACAGGGUCCCUUCCAGCCACACUGCUUCGCCUCACCCGCUUAGAAGACCUGACUCUCAGUUUCAACACUUUGUCAGGCUCCAUCCCAGAAGCCAUUGCUGACCUGACAGCCCUCUCACGCCUGAAUCUUGGAACUAACAAGAUAAAGGGCUCAAUCCCGUUGGCCAUAUUCCACCUCACCAACCUCGUCUUGUUAGACCUUCAAUGGAAUGUGUUUUCAGGCUCCAUUCCAGAAGCAAUUGCCAACCUCACUCUUCUCUCCUACCUGUCACUUGGCGGCAACAGGCUCACUGGCACAAUUCCUUCAUCCCUCUUCCGCCUCACCAAUCUUGCCAUGUU
This is a messenger RNA of Closterium sp. NIES-65, 650 nucleotides long. The record is from the annotation of a GenBank genome assembly. Lineage: Eukaryota; Viridiplantae; Streptophyta; Zygnematophyceae; Desmidiales; Closteriaceae.